Messenger RNA from Varanus komodoensis (Komodo dragon), 3286 nucleotides. It is a transcript of the gene OSER1, whose product is annotated as oxidative stress responsive serine rich 1. The record is from RefSeq and is a predicted model, not a curated record. NCBI's taxonomy places the organism in Eukaryota, Metazoa, Chordata, Lepidosauria, Squamata, Varanidae. The coding region runs from base 380 to 1243 and encodes 287 amino acids. The transcript is spliced from 5 exons. Gene Ontology annotation, biological process: cellular response to hydrogen peroxide.
GCCCGGAGGCCGUGCUCGGCGCAUGCGCAUCAGGUCUGCGCCUGGCUUGGUUUUGGCGCCUCGCUCGUACUUAAAAGCAGUCGUUCCCACAUCCGGGUCAUUCUCCUUUUAUAAAGCGGGCGGAAGGCGGCAGCGUGUUGUAGGUAAAGUGAAGCGGUUGAAGUUUUCUUCUGGUGCUGAGGGCAACUUCUUCGGCUCGCCGCUGGAUUGAGUGGCUGGUUGACCACUGAAUGAACGGAAUGUUGGAUUAGAUGGACCUUGCUCUGAACCAGCACAGUUGCUGAAUCAGAUAAGAUAUAGUUGGGACAAAUAGUUGGGAGUUCAUCCAAAACGUCUGGAGAAUGCAAGCCUCCAGAGAGCAGUGGAUUAUUCUCUGACCAUGUUGGAGAUUGAGGAGAAUCUCCAGGCAGCUUUCAAAAAGCUACGGGUUGACUCAGAAGGAUCCACUGCUUCUCUUCCUGUUAAUGAGGGGACACCUCAGGGAGUGUCGGUAAGAACUACAGAUGAAACCAAAGUAAAGACUGUGUGUGCAUCUAAGGAGAGCUGGCAUUGGUGUUUGAGGAAACCUUUGAAAGGAGCAAUGAAAACACAGCGUCGCCGGCGGUCCAAGUCUCCAGUACUCCAUCCUCCUAAGUUCAUCCACUGCACAACCAAAAUGACUUCCUCUAGCCAACAAAUGCACAAGAACCCAGCAAACACCUUUCAAAGCAGCUGUGGCCUUGAUGUGCCAUCCCAAAAGGAAUUCCCUAAGAAGGAUCAGGCCAAUCAUUAUCUCAGUGAUGUUAACAAAGAGCUAAUGGGGCCCAAACCUUCUGGGGCAUCCAUGGUUGAAAUGCCAAAGAACACACCUGAAAACGACACUGCUGGUGGUAUUCUUCUUCCUGCAACAAUUCUAAAAGCCACAGAUCUUUCUAAUUUCCAAUCUGUGUCGGCGCAAAAUCAAGGGAAUCUGUGUGCCUGUGUAGACAAGCCCUGUCAUUGUAAGCAAUGGCAGGACAUGAAAGUGUACAUGUUUUCUGGCCUACAAAACUCCCCCCUGUCUGCACCCAAAAGAAGAGCACAUAUGCAGGACAACUCCCAACUUUUGUCAUCAAGAACUCCCUCCAACUCCCUCAGGUCUUGCUCUGAGCAAGCCAGAGCUUGUGUAGAUGAUGUGACUAUUGAAGAUCUUUCUGGGUACAUGGAAUAUUAUCUGUAUAUUCCUAAGAAAAUGUCCCACAUGGCAGAAAUGAUGUACACCUGAUAAAGUGGGCUCGAAUGAGCUAAGGGCUGUGGCAUCUGCCUUUGGUCACACUUCAUCUUAGAAGCAGUUGCUCUCUGUGCUUGUAAUAAAAACACUUUGCAUCAGAGACAACCUUUUUCUAUUUCCUGCUCCAUUUAAUGUUAACUCUAAAACCAGAGAAUUGCAAAGACAACCAGCAAGACUGUGGAAUGACACCAGCUUGUUUAAGGCAUAAACUUAGUGAAUGGUUAGUGGGAUUGAUUGACUAAAAACAUUUAGGACAGCAUUUUGCAAUACUGUACUUUCAGUUUAGAGGGGAACGAGGCCCUUUGCAUCUGGAACUAAAUAGAACAUCUUGCUGCAUUUUUGGUUUUAGAAUGCAUACAGUUUCUAUGAUACUGUAAAGUGUGGAAUUGGAAGCACCGGUUUCUUCUGUCACUGUUCCUGAUAUUUGGGUAUUCUCCAGAAAGCUAACUUUGUUUGAGAAGCAUAGCAUUAAUCAUCUGCUAAAUGAGGUGUUGUCUUGAAGUAUAUAUUUUCUGUAAUUAUAGGGGGAAAUAGGAAAAACACACUUAGCAUUAUUCUUAACACAAAAAGAAGCAGUUCGGGCAGUUUAUUUUGCAGGACAGAGAAUCCUGUGGAAUAAAUGAAUCCAACAUUUUAGAAAUUUAGACUUUCGAUUAAAUGGCUAAUGGAUGAACACAGAAAUCAAGUAAUUUUAUAUAGCCACUAGAUGUCAGCUUUGCUCCAUAUCAAUAAUGGGAUGCCAUCAUGCAUCCUUAACCAGUGCUUAUGCUUGCUUAUAAACCAAGCUCUGUUCAGCUCUGUUUCGUAGAGCAUCCCUUUUGGCAUUAAUGUUCCAAUGUUUGGCAAUUAAGGAAGUGAUCACUUUUGCAUUUACAGCUUUAAAAACAAUGCGUAUUGAAAAAGGUUUACGCUUGCUAUGAGUUAAUGCUGAAGAGGGUGAUGUAAUUUGUAAAUGAGAUGUCAUGGUGUUACUGCUUUUAAAAUAGACUACAUCUCUUUCUGGCAGAUUUGGAUUUAAUAAAGCUGUCCUGCCUCAAGUCAGUAUUAGAUAUGCUUGAAAGCUACUGCCAGAGAUGGAGUCUUUAGGGCUUGUUUUUGUCUUCUGCCAAGUCAACAUGCAAAUUGAAUUUACUACAAAGCAGCUAGGGGGAUAAGCACAGGUCAGGCCCCUGUUCCUUUAAUAGUCAUGUAGAAGAAAGAAUUUCAGCAGGUGGAACUAGCAUGAUAUAAGUAUUACAGGUUCCAAGAGUCUUGUCUUUUGCAUCUUACCACUGUAAUGCAAACCUACUGAAGCCAUACUCCAUGUGGUUGCAUCCCAGUUUCUCAAGCCUUUGAUUGCAGUGGCCAAGAAUUGCAUAAUACAUUCUCAGAAGCUGGGUUCUGAGCUAGCUUGUCUCCUGCAAUCCACCUACUCCACAGUUACACUGUGGAUGCAUUUCACUCUGCCACAGCAGUUGUCCAAGAGCCCCCUGGAAAGAUACUGUUGCUCUGAAAUCAGUUUUCACUUGCACGUACUCUUUUUCAGUGUUUGCUUUCUUUUCGUGCUAAGAGGAAGUUCAUAGCUGCACUGCUAUGCAAAUGAUAUGAACUCCUUCACUGCAAGGAUGGGCAGAAAGUAGAUCUGCAGAUGUUUUGGACUUCACUGGCCAUGUUGAGAGUGGUUCCCAGGAAAUGAAGUCCUAAGCAUCUGGAGAUCUACCAUCUUCCCACCUCUUUUAUUUCAUGGCUAGGGCACGCCAACUUGUGUUGAGAACCUAAGGAAUAGCAACUCAGGGAAGUUCAUUAGGCAGCUAGAGAAUAUGAAGAGCUGUCUUAAGUGUUUUGUUUUGUUUUUCUGAAAUAAACCUGUGAGAUGAAACUUAAUGACUUUAUUAUCUUGACAGUUGAAAUAUUUGAUUUAUCAUUCCAAGUUAAUUUAUGGAGUAUUCUAUAUUAUUGUUAUGCACUUCCAUUUUAAAGUGCUACUUUUUCUUUAAGAUGAGGUACAUGUGAUUAAAUAUGGAACCUGGGUGCAAAUAAAAUUAUUUCUUGUGCUAA